Molecule: messenger RNA, 673 nt
Organism: Ixodes scapularis (black-legged tick)
Lineage: Eukaryota; Metazoa; Arthropoda; Arachnida; Ixodida; Ixodidae
Exons: 5
Coding region: 1-543 (180 amino acids)
Source: RefSeq, a predicted model, not a curated record
AUGGAGAUUAAGUGGAUGCUAGCGUACUUUUUACUUUCAAGUUCACCGGUUUUCGGCAAUGCUCAGAAGGUGAAGACUUCGGUCGAGAAGGCAUCAGCAACCCCGAAGCAACUUGCAAGCUCUACCGAAACAUCAGCACAGAAGAAAGCAGCAGCCACCACAGGCAUGCAGGCAAAACAAAAGGAAGCAUCCCCGAAGUCAACACCAGCGCCUCAGCCACCAGCUCCAAGACCGUCAACCGAUCCCAUAAUAUGUGGCCUGAAGAAAAAUAAAUCAAAUUUGGCAUUACCCUCGCUGCAGUGCACGUUACAGCAUCUCCCACAAAACCUGACAGACCAUUGGAAAACCUAUAUGCAAAGUGGAAGCAAAAACGAAUCCGACCUAUUGACAGACAUCUGCGAAGCAGCAAACAACGAUCAAAACCCGGACUUCAUGGCCAACUAUACGGAGAACGACAAAGCAAUGAUACAUGAUACCUCAACACUGUGCCGAAUAAGGCACACAACAAAAUCUGAAUGCGAAAUACCAAACCUGAUCAAGUAAAAAAUGCACCGCUUCCGCGAUACGCUUUUCUCUUCAUUCUGAUCUGGGAGUGUAACGUAGCACACGAUUGAGGGGAAACUUCCCGGAAGAGUAAAAUCUUGCGAUCAUCACAAGUGAAAAGAAGACGGAA